AUGGGUGUAUUAUGUGAAAUUAGUAUUAACAAAACCGCAGACGAAGUUUUUAGGCCAGGAAUGGCUGUAUCUGGAGAAAUAAGAUACACUGUCAACAAGGAAACUACCUUUUCAAGAAUAACAGUAUCAAUAAAAGGUACGGGGCGAGUGGUUAUAACAGAAAAACGAACAGAUAAAGACCGCACCUAUGAUGUAACUUCCUCUACAUCAGAAAAUUAUGUUGACAUCGAUAAUAUUAUAACUAAAGAAAACGAAGUCACAUUGCCAAUUGGAUCGUAUGAGACACAAUUUGGGUUUCAAUUACCUCAUAAUGUUCCACAAAGCCUGAGAUAUACUAAGUAUAACGCAAAGGGUAGCGUUGAGUGUAAAAUCAAAUAUUACGUUGGAAUCAAAUUUGAUCAGCCUGGCUGCAAGUGUACCAAACGAUUCAAAAAAGAAUUUACAGUAGCUCCCAAUGUGAUACCAAGACUGCCAAUGGAGCCAGUCAUCUAUGAACAACAGAAGACACUUGCGCAAAUAUUUUCAGCAAAAAAACGUAUAGUGUACAUAAAAACUUCUACAGAAAGCUGCGUAAUUGCUCCUGGAGGUACAAUACGCUUCUAUUGCGAAAUUAAUAACGACACGAAUAUUGAUAUCAAGGCAUUAAAAACAAAGCUUAUUGAAGUUUAUUCAUUCUACACUACGAGUCGAAUACAGAAUCAACACUUUGUUCAUCAAGAGAAAGUCAAAUUUACCAACUGUAAAACAACUCAAAUAAAAAGAGGAAGGAGUGAAACAUUUGAUUUUAAAAUAGACGUACCAGCAGACUUGUGCUCUAUAGAAAAUACUACAAUCGUGAAAAGGCAAUAUUUCAUUUGGGUUGAAACUGUACUUCCAAUACCACAUAGGAAUGUUCUACAGAAGAUUGAGGUGCAGAUUGGUAACUUAGUUGGUGAAGAUAUAAAUGUUGACAAUUCUGAUUUUGGAAUACAUAACGAUGCUCCGCCGUCAUACUGGGAAGCGAUGAGUGAGGAAAAGAAAGAUGCAGAUAUGUGGACAACCAAUUAA
Molecule: messenger RNA, 1047 nt
Organism: Pectinophora gossypiella (pink bollworm)
Lineage: Eukaryota; Metazoa; Arthropoda; Insecta; Lepidoptera; Gelechiidae
Exons: 1
Coding region: 1-1047 (348 amino acids)
Biological process (GO): protein transport
Cellular component (GO): cytoplasm
Source: RefSeq, a predicted model, not a curated record